CUUUUAUUGAUCCCACACUUUUGAUUUCAAUAUCAAGAUCUCAUGUAAUGGUUCAUUCCGAAACGCAACUCUCGUCCAAAACUCACUUUGUCAUCAACUCCCAUGAUGAUCAGUGCGCCAGUGUUGGGACUUUGAGCAAAGUCUUUAACCUUUAACUGCUUGUGUUGUGCCCUGGAUAAUAAUACAGUAUUUGCGAAACAGAAAAAUGUAAGGAGACAAUUUCUGAACACCCAAUGCUUAAUGUGUUGAACAGGAAAAGUAUUUAAGCCAUUACAUAUGGAUCACGUUUAAUAAACUAUUCUGAUUUUAACUCCAAUAACUAAGUCAUUUGAAUUUUGUCUUGUAUCUGAAAAUAUUCAAUUACUGUAUUGAUGUGAACCAAAUAUAAUGUAUGUGUAGAUACCCAUCACUUUUAGAUGAAGGACAUUUUUUUCCUAUAUUUGUAUGUUUAUUCGUAAUUGUUAUUUAUUUAUCCAUUCAUUCAUUUAUUUAGAUUAUAUAUCAGAGCCCCUUUGUCUCCUUACCCAUUCUCCAUCAAAGAUUGCUUUUUAGUUGGCUUAAAGCGUUCCUUACUUCUCAGUACUACAGUUAAGAGGCAAAUGUUUACAUUGUAAGGGUGGCUGGAGCAAGAUCAUGAACAUUAAAUGAGCAGUGUACAAAGUCAGUGUCGCAUGUUAAGACCUGUUUGUUUAGGCAACUGAGACAUGCAUGGUAGGCUGAUUGGCAUAUGCAAAGUGUCCGUAGUGUCUGAAUGGACGUGUGUAUGUGAUUGUGCCCUGCGAUGGAUUGGCACCCUGUCCACGGUGUACCCUGCCUUGUGCCCCAUGCUCCCUGGGAUGGCGGUCCUGAAGGAGAUGGAUGGAAGGAUUGAGGUAUUUAAAUGAUAUUCCUUGGGAUGUUUGCUUGUAUUUCCUCAUUUGUUGCGUUUGAUGCAAUGUAAAUGUAAAAUGUUUGACAUACAGUGAAUGAUUUUUAUACUUUGAGAUCUUUAUACUGUUAUUGUACACUUUCUUACAAAUGUGUAUUUGUUCAGACGUUUUUUCCAUCUACAAAAGUAUAUUUGCAUUGUAGCCAAUGCAACUUAAGCAAGGGAGGCAGAAUACAGUGUAAGGUCCCAACAGAGGCAGCCAGGAUUUCAACUCAGUACCUGCCAGGCAAUAGGAUACAAUCUUAACCAUGGCCUAAAAGCCUGAGCCGGAGAACGCACAUGCUAAGUGAUCACUUCACCCUUUGAGCUAAAGUGUUUCUUUUAAGAAGAAGCUGAAGUGAGCUAAUAAAGGAUAACUUAUUACACUUACAUAAUAUGAAAGUGAGCUGAGAGAGCGAGAGAGAGGGAGAGAGCAGACUGAGAUAGAUCACAGAUAAUAGCUAUCCAAAGGUCAGUUAGCAAGACGGAAUACUUUACUGGAUUGCUAAGGAACAGUGUGUGUGUCUGUAAUAACACCGUUAAUGAUCAAGCAGCUCUCUGAGCUCAUGUGGCACAGAACUUUAUUUGCCUAGUUUGUUGCACAAUAUUAAUAUUGAAUAUUUUAUUUACAAGUUUUUGGGAGAAGAACUUUAAAACAGAGAGCCACACGGACUACACUACCGGACUAUAACUAAGUUAUCUUCCAUAUGUCAGUGAUGUAAUGGCAACGGAUGGUGGCUGUUAGUGUAUGUGUGGGCACAGCCUUCGUCCCAGAGAGACGGAAGCAAACAAGGGACAAAAAGGAAACCACAGAAUAGAGUGAAAGUAGGGAUCACUGAGACUUCACGUCACCCUGCUGGUUAGAAGAUACAGUGAUGGAUUCCACCCCAGGAGAAGUGAGUGGAAACACUGAGGAUGUCGCAGGGAGGAAGAAGUCAAGAUUCAAGUUCCUCAAAGUCCGUCUUUUUGGGCGUCUGAAGAAAAAGGAGUCUGGAGGACGGAUGAAGCAGAGCCAGUCUGCUGGUGAUGUUACUGCACAGGAGGAAGGGAGAGGCGAGGAUGACUCAGAGGAUGACUGUCACUAUCCAGAGGCGACAUUAAGCUCCAGGGCAUUGUCUCAUGACAGCAUCUUCCUGGCUGAUCAGAUCCAGUCCUCACAGCCAGCGCGGGUUCUCUCGCAGGAGAAUGUUCACAGCAAUAUUAAAGCUCUGCAGUUGAAGCUACAGCAACAGAACAUGCGACUGGCUCCUCCAUUGUUGAUUCCUGGAAAGCGAAUGGAAGACUCUGGAACAACUUCCGAGGAUGAUGGCUUACCUUGUAGUCCACCUGAAAUGUCCUUCCAAGAGGUAGCCAUGCGAAGAGGAGCCUCUAAGUAUCCUCAGGCUAAAAACCACAGCUGGUUAAGUUUAGCAGGAACAGGCAGUGAAGAGGAAGAGCAGGGUGGUUUAUCACAACCCUCAUCAAGACCACUUUCUCCAGUCCCUCAACUGUCGCCAGCAGAAUCACCCUCUGUUGGUGUGGAUUUCACAAGCCCCGCCCAGUAUGUUCCCACGUUAGACAAUUCAGCCGCUCGUCAUCGCAUGUAUGUCAAGCCCAGGAAUCAACGAGCUAGCACCAAAGGGAAAAAACCACCUUUUCUGUACCGUCCUCGGUCCAGCAGUACAAACAGCCUGGAUCAGACGCUUUCAGAGAACAAAGAGACACAGCAAAGUGUCACACCUGCGCAGAUCAUGCACCAGUACUCCUACGCCUCUGAAGAUUCAACCCAAGCUGAGGAACCUGUAUCACUUCCCUCCAGUCCACACUUACAGAAAGAACCAGAGAAACUGACAUCAUUGGAUGGCCGCCCAUGGAGUCCAUUAAACAGCAAUAACGAAACUACAGAGCCGUUCCAACAUGAGGACAGAACCAACACCACGUCAUUUGUGUCCUCUGAUGACCCGCUUGCCUCAAACGGCACCAGAGAACCUCUGGCAAAAGAACUUUCAAAUGAUAACCAGUACACAAAUAAGAUUAAUGAUAAUGAAGUGCAUCAGGUCAGUACUUCUUUAAUACCACUGUCCAUUUGUCCAGAGGAUAUAGCAGGUUAUUAUAAAAUAAAAGAAGGAACUGAUGAUAGCUUGGCUGCAAGUAGCACAGAUCAAAUGGAGUCAUUGGAAACAACUACAGAUGUGAAUGUUUCUAAACCACCAGAAAGCAUAACUAGACCCCAUCCUGUUCCUGUACCACGCAACAAAAAGCCAACCUUAUCAAACUUAAAUAACAGCCCUCUGGAUAAAGUAUCAAGUGGGAAACCUCAUGAGGUUGAAAAGGAGAUUGCAUCAUCUUCAGGCCUGGCUGAAUCACCAAGAGAAUUCGAUAAACCACUAAGACCGUCCUCGUUUCGUUUUAACAUCGCGUCUGCAAAAUAUCGCUCCAAGACAAGUGACGAGACGGUGGCUAAGCAGGAUGAAGAAAACUCUGGUAACACACAGAAGAGCCAAGCCUACAACCAAAACCUGGCAGUACAAAUGGAAAAAGUGGAAAACACAAAAUCCACUGAGGUUUGCAGAAAUACUCCCUCAACUCCAGAUAAAAGAAGUAGUUUGUGGAGGGAAGUAAUAGGCCAAAAUAUCUCCAAGACAGGAGCUGGUGACAAUCCUGAAAAGUCUGAGGGAUGCUCACAGAACACAGAAAUUGUACAAAGCGACAAAGCUGAGGAAUCCGAGGACAGAAGAGGUCUUUUUGGGGUUAAGCUGCGAAGCACAUCUCUGUCUCUAAAGUAUCGCUCUGAGCUACCCAAAUUAGAGGCCGAAAUGAAGCGACAUAGUCUGGAAGGCCAUCGUGUUCAAGCAGUAAAGGAACCAGUUUCCAGUGACGUGGAAGCAGUCGGUAGUGACAGAAAAGCAAAUGUUCUGACAAAUCCUGCACCACAGAGCUUGGAUUCACAACGAGAUCCAACUUUAGACAAAGGCAGUGAAACAGACAGCAGACCUGAACCAACAUGGAGGAGUCUCACCCAAGAAAAGACUAGAGUCCACCAGUCCUUCUCCACUAAAACAUCUCCUCAGCUAGCUCCACCACCAAAUUCAACAUCUUUAUCUACACCUCAAUCCUGCUCCACUCAAGCAAUUUCAAAACCAUCCCUGCAGCCUAAACCACUCUUACCACCCACCAGCAAACCCCAAGCAGUCAACCAAUCAUCACAGCAAAUUCCACCUAAAAUGGCUCCUAGGGCAAUGGAAAGAUGGGCCAUGUCCAGUCAGAGAGAAGAACAGAGUUCUGUGAGCCAGUCAACACACAGAGAUGAAUUAUUGGAUUUUAAGGGACAAUCAAAACUUGGAGCCAAAAGUAACAACCAAACAGAGCCUGAUCAGCAGCCUCCAUCAGACAGCGCACAGCCGACUUGGAUGGAACUUGCCAAGAGAAAGUCUCUUGCCUGGAGCGACAAGACCUUAAAUUCUAUAAAUUUUUAAUUAUGUAAAUACUUUCAGAAUGCACAUGGACAAUUGACAAAAUACAUAUUUUUUUUGGAAAACACAGACUGGUUAAAUAUGCUAGAUAUGCAAAAUUACCAAGCCUUGUCAAAUAGUGAAAUCUAAAAUACUUAAAAUAUACUGAAAACAGAAUUGUUUUUCCAAUACACAGUUUAAUAGACUGGAACAUUGAUAAAAUUGAUUUACACUGUAAUGGAAAAUCUUAAAUUCACAUAUUAACAUUACUAUUAUAUUAUGUUGUUUUAUUUGUAUGUUAUCCCAAAUUCAUUCCUUUGCAGUAUCAAAUAAACCCAUCAAUUUAACUGGUUUAGAUAAUCAAAAAAUGAAGAGGCAAAGCAUCAGUAUUUAAAAAAUAUUCUUGUUUGAUGAUGAGCAAAAACAUAGCACAUUAUCAUCCUCUCUUAUUGUAUUGUUUUAUUACAAUUUUCUCUUAAUUGGAAAAUGUGCAUAUCUAAAUGACCCGCAUUUCCUGGUGUGUCACCUUCCACAAUUAUCAUAAAUGUUUCAUGUAAAUUAGUUCAUUAACACACAGACUUGGUGUGUCCUAUUCAGUGUUGAGCGACUGACAGUGACAACAAAAGGGAAUUUUCAUUAUCUAAGAUUGAGGCACGAAAAAGAUGAUGUUUGGUGGCCCUAGUAGUGACAGAAAUUCACUUAGCUGCAACAUGUACAGUAGCAGUGGCAGCUAAUUUUGUUGCAGUGCUGGUGCCAAAGUGAAAAAACAACAAGGCAACUUUGCAUAAGUGUAACAGAGCUUCAGUACAUGCAAAUAGGCCUAUUUCUGAGUUGACCUAUAUCCAAGUCAUGUUUACAAUUUCCAUGAUAUUGAAGCUUACGAUCUAUAUUUUAGUACGAGCCUCCCAUGUUCCUGAUUGGGGUUUCUGAAAUUAUUUUUGAUAAUGGAGUUAUUAGAGUUGUUUAGUACGUAUUCUGGUUAACACGAGAGUAAAAGCAUGUGAGAUCAACUAUUACCUUUUCCUUAUAUGCAAAAUGUUUAGUCUGAAAAAACUGCUACAGUUGUACAUCACCACAGAGGUGAAUUUAAUUGUGAAUGCAGGAGAUUUAUCAGUAACUCAGUAAUGCUUAUGCUUAUGCACCAAACAAGUAGGUUUUAUUAAACAAGCAUAUACAUAUA
This is a messenger RNA of Ictalurus punctatus (channel catfish), 5518 nucleotides long. RefSeq names its product cracd like b (gene cracdlb). NCBI's taxonomy places the organism in Eukaryota, Metazoa, Chordata, Actinopteri, Siluriformes, Ictaluridae. The record is from RefSeq and is a predicted model, not a curated record. The coding region runs from base 1783 to 4362 and encodes 859 amino acids. The transcript is spliced from 11 exons.